This is a messenger RNA of Diplodia corticola, 954 nucleotides long. Its product is annotated as yip1 domain family. Bases 1 to 954 code for a protein of 317 amino acids. The transcript is spliced from 4 exons. Gene Ontology annotation, molecular function: small GTPase binding. Lineage: Eukaryota; Fungi; Ascomycota; Dothideomycetes; Botryosphaeriales; Botryosphaeriaceae. The record is from RefSeq and is a predicted model, not a curated record. Gene Ontology annotation, biological process: vesicle-mediated transport. Gene Ontology annotation, cellular component: membrane; Golgi apparatus.
AUGUCGAACCGCGGCUACGACGUCGUCGUCGACGUCGACUCCGAGGGUGACCUAGGCCACACCGACCUCCAAGAAGACCUCGAAUUCCACCCCUCCAACUUCGACUCCAACGAUGCCGGCAAAAUCGCCCCAGACACGGCGCCCUCCGGCCACCGCCGCGGCGGAUCCCGCAGCAGCGCCUUCGGCGGAGCCGGGGGCGGCUCCUCAUCCAACACGGGCGGCGGCAGCGGCAGCGGCGGCGGCAGCGGUUCCUCGUCGUCGAAGCGGUACCUGUGGAGCAUCGGGUACUACCAGCAGUUCUUCGACGUGGACACGGGCGAGGUGCUGAAGCGGUGCUGGGCGGCGAUCCUGCCGCUGCGGUCCAACUUCCUCGACGUGCUCGAGGGCAACCCGGACCUGUACGGGCCCGUGUGGAUCGCGACGACGGUGGUGAUGAUCCUGUUCCUGACGGGCACCAUGAGCCAGUACCUCGCGCGCUCGGGCGAGGACCACUUCCCGUACGACUUUCGCCUGCUGAGCGGCGGCGCCGGGCUGGUGUACGGGUAUACCAUCGUGGUGCCCGUGGCGCUGUGGGGCGUGCUGAAGUGGUUUGGGAGCGAGAGCGCCAACGUCAUGGAGUGCUGGGCGCUGUAUGGCUAUGCGAACAUCAUUUGGAUCCCGGUGGCGCUGAUUAGCUGGAGUCCCAUCACGAUUCUCAACUACGUCUUCGUCGGCAUCGGAUUCGGCGUCUCGGCCUUUUUCCUCUUCCGCAACCUCUACCCGGUUCUUAGCGCGACGGACGUCAAGACGUCGAAGAUUUUGCUCAUCGUCGUCGUCGCGUUGCAUGCCGGCUUGUCCAUUGCGAUCAAGAUCCUGUUCUUUGCGCAGGGUAGCCCCGUCAGCAAGCAUGACGAUUCAGACGACGAGGAUGACGACGACAAGGUCAAGUUGCUGAAGACGCUGUUCCGAUUCUGA